This is a messenger RNA of Annulohypoxylon truncatum, 1246 nucleotides long. Its product is annotated as ferredoxin reductase-like protein. Gene Ontology annotation, molecular function: oxidoreductase activity. Lineage: Eukaryota; Fungi; Ascomycota; Sordariomycetes; Xylariales; Hypoxylaceae. The transcript has 4 exons. Gene Ontology annotation, cellular component: endoplasmic reticulum. The record is from RefSeq and is a predicted model, not a curated record. Bases 144 to 1079 code for a protein of 311 amino acids.
UCCUUCCCGCACCUCUACGGGCAUGCGACCGCCUAGUUGCUGACAAUCAGAAGAUCAUCUCUCAGUCAAUUAAUACAAGCAUAGCUCUAGGAUUGGCGUCCCAAAUCGGAAGUCGGUAACUUCGGAAACUUUCUGUAUACACGAUGGCAACUCCAGCUUCCUGGUCAUCGAAAGCAUAUAUCGAUGGGAUAUAUAUUCCGGCAGGUCUACUAGUGAUUGGAACCUACAUCGUCAAGCAAGAAUGGACGCCUUUCGCAGCGCUCAUUGCAAUUGCCUUGGGCGCCCUUAAAUACUUCCGUUCACUGCCCAAGAAGGUCUUGAAGCCAGAUGUCUUCCAAGAAUUCGAACUCAAAGAGAAGACGAUUAUCUCUCACAAUGUAGCCAUCUACCGAUUCUCUUUGCCUGCCCCGACUUCCAUCCUCGGUCUUCCGAUCGGCCAGCACAUUUCUAUCGGUGCUGCUAUCGCGCAACCUGACGGCUCCACUAAGGAAAUCGUGCGAUCGUAUACCCCUAUCUCUGGCGACCACCAACCCGGCUACUUCGAUCUGCUCAUCAAAUCCUACCCAACCGGCAAUAUCUCCAGACACAUGGCCUCUCUUGGCGUAGGCCAGACAAUUCGUGUCAAGGGCCCAAAAGGUGCCUUUGUCUAUACUCCUAAUAUGGUCCGCCAUUUCGGCAUGGUUGCUGGUGGCACUGGUAUCACUCCUAUGCUCCAGGUUGUCCGGGCAAUUAUCCGAGGACGAGCUGCGGGCGACAAGACUCAGGUUGAUCUCAUCUUUGCCAACGUCACGGAACAAGAUAUCUUACUCAGAGAAGACCUCGACGCGCUAGCAAAAGAAGAUUCCGGUUUCAGAGUGCACUAUGUUCUUGACAAGCCUCCUGAGGGAUGGACUGGCGGUGUAGGAUAUGUGACGCCUGAUAUGGUUACCAAAUGGCUGCCGAAGCCUGCGGACGACGUCAAGAUACUGCUCUGCGGACCACCGCCCAUGAUUAGCGGGCUGAAGAAAUCUACAGAAAGCCUCGGUUUCAAGAAGGCUCGCCCCGUGAGCAAGCUAGAAGACCAGGUUUUUGCCUUUUAAAGUAAUAGAUCAUAGACUAUAUGUUGGAAAGAUAGAACUUUUCAAUGAGUCGUGUGACCUUUUCAACCACGCAAGACAUCUGCAGAUACCGCGCAAUAAAAAGGAAUUAUAUGUCUUCGUCUCGCCAAUGGAACUCGUUCGUCAACAACAGCCUCCAUUUACACAGC